Solenopsis invicta (red fire ant) is the source of this 3501-nucleotide messenger RNA. RefSeq lists its product as uncharacterized. NCBI's taxonomy places the organism in Eukaryota, Metazoa, Arthropoda, Insecta, Hymenoptera, Formicidae. The record is from RefSeq and is a predicted model, not a curated record. The transcript has 5 exons. Bases 1902 to 2990 code for a protein of 362 amino acids.
GGUCAGACUCGUCAUCUCCGCGCGCGCGAGUGAUUUUUUUCUUUUUCUUUCGAGCACGGACACGACCGUGGUCCGUUGGGAAAUCUGCCGCGACCCCAAUCAAGUUAAAAGGCUCUCUCUCCCUCUCCCUCUCUCUUAAAGGCUUGAUUUACCGUUUGUUGUCGCGAACAAACGUACGUACGUACGUACGCGCGAGGAGUACACCUUUGGCUCGCGUUCGCUUCCACGCAGGACACUUGUCGAUAAUCCGAAUGUACGUCGUGGUGUACCCUAGUCGGAUCCAGUCUCUUCUCGCGCGAUGCAGCUUCACGCCGCAUGUACACGCGUAUUCUCGCCAUGCUAAAAGUAUGCUGCAAGGACGCACUUCUCGCGUCUGACAACGCGGAGAGACGCAAUAAGUUUCUUUCGAUUCGUAUUCGAUCGAAAUUCAUUGCCAACAUUGCGUACACGCGGAACAGCGAAAGGAAAACUGCUUUCUCACACCGUACUUUUUAAUCGGCAAUUAGCGUAUUAUUCGACAUGUGCAGUAUACGCGGAUUGUAGACGAUAGAUAUCUCUUGCUGUGCUUGCGAAUAAUGCGAAUCGUUUGAAUAAAAAGAUUAUCUUCAUAUUUUAGAAAUCAUUUUCCGUCGUCUCUGAACAUAAAAUAUUAAAACUUUCAAUAUUUAUAGAAUAUGUUUUUUGUUUCGUCUUUUUGUCUUUUAUAUGAUGAAUGAAUAAUGAAUGAAAUAAGAAGCAAAGAAGGUUAAUAAUAUGUAUUAUUGUCAUUAUACACGUUAUUUAUGUUUACAGAUAGAAAUUUGUGGAAAUGUAUAGCGCGCGAUAUACGAUUGUUGUCACACAGCAAUAUUUUUACGAAAUCUACGCGGGGCGUAGAAUGAAGUAAAAAGACAUAUUCUUCUCAUGUUGAAACGUUGGACAAAAUGUGCAGUUGCCAGUGGGAGAAGAAACGAAGCAAUAACUUGGAGACGAUUCGAAAAGUCGGAAUCACUUUCCCCCAGGUGGACUCUUGAGCUUUCAAUUGGCGCGAUUAGUAAAUAAGGACAAUACAAGCAUCUCUGUCCAAAUAAAAAAAAAAAAAAAAAAGGAAAAAUAGAAAUUUUUCUCUUAUGCCGCAGACGUAAAACUUUAUGCCGCGUCGAAAGUAACGAAGAAGCAAAAGGAAGUUUUCGAGAUCACGAGAUUUCUAAAGAUCGUACAAGUGUGGAUUCGAGGAGCGCUAUUGGGAACGUGUGCGGGUGAUUACGUUACUAGAGAGAGAGAUUUACGUCUCGCGAUGGCAAGAACUAACGCGUUACCCUUGCACGAUGCCGCUCCCAUGCGAGUUAGCGGAAUACUGUGCAGUCUGUGCAGAGUGUGGAACCGGAGGCUGUGCUAGGAGUGCGUUAAGGAGUGUACGCACAGUGAUAUUCGGCGCGGAGAAAGGAUCUAGUUUCGUGACGGACUGGCCUCUGCCGUAUGGUUCGAUAGACGAUAACGGUCCUACGAGCGUGUCGCUAUUGUGUUGAUAUUUAUCUCUCUCUCUCUCUCUCUCUCUUUCUCGAAAUUUAUUGUACUUCAUCGUUACAUCUUCCAAUUGUAAGGGCCUCCUUACGCCUUACGCUUUGCGCCUUACAUGAUCAGUGAAAGAAAAGUGGGAUAAGGAUAAAGAAGAGUCGUGAGAGAAAAGAACGCCGCGCGGCAUCCUCUCGCCUCUCGCCUCUCGGCCUCUCGGCCUCUCGGCCUCGCGCGGGAUAAUAGAAGGAGAGAAGUCGACGCGAAGACGAUAAAUACGAUUCGGAGCAAGAAGGAACGAGAAAGAAGAUCCGAGUGAACGAGAUCGCAUUGCGAAACGGAUAAGUAUCUCUCUACGAGUUGUGACGAGCGCGGAGAGAUUGGUCCAAUGCGCUCAGGAUCGUACAAUGGCCGAGGCCCUGUCCGACCCGAGACCCGUGAGCGUCGUUGCCGUCGAUGGUGCUGCUGUGGAUAAUGUCAGGAGCAACGCGGACCAAAUACAGGAAACGCGAGAUAGUGCUCGGUCCUUCACUUCGACAGAGGCGCAGACGGAGCUGGCGUUUCACAAUGGACCGAUGGGCCCUCAAACUGAGGAGGUUUCCAACGGCAUACGAGACGCGCGUAGACGAGAGCGACGGAUACGUAGACAGCACCGUCGCGCUCUGAGAUCUUGCUCCAUACCGACAUAUCCCGCCGCCACACCAGGUUGCCAGACGGUUUCAACCGCACCAGGAGUGCCGCUGGUACCACCCGCUCGAGGUUUCCUUCACCCUCCGCCCCCGCACUUGAGUCUCAGAGGUCUUAGUCUUGGCUUACCCUUUCCUGUACCCACUAGUGUGUCUGCCUUCAGCAGGGACACAGUGCCAAAACAGUGCUGCGGUUUGGGUUCUCCACCAGUACGUUGGUCUAUAUUAGGUGUCGGUUUCGUAGGUCUAGUCUGCGCCGGUGCAGGCACUCUUCUUGGCGCUCUCAAAGCUUCCGGUCGUGAUCAUCUUUUGGGAAUAUUUAUGUCGGGUAUAGGAGUGCUUCUGGUAUUGGUGAGUGCAGUAGCGUGGCGACUAACUAAUCAAGAUUAUUGUGGCAACUUAUUCGGCUUCACAAGCAUUUCCGGUAGAAUACCCCCUGCGAGACCGAUACAUCCAUAUGCCGCUAUGAUUUAUCCAGAAUUUCAAUUUAGAACACCGCCACCGAGUUAUCAGGCUAGUAUGCAAGACUAUAGACUUCGAUUGUUAUUAUUGGACCGAUUGCAGCCUACAUCAUCGCCGCCGCCGACUUACAGAUCAAAUGCGGGAAGUAUCGUAGCACCGGGUACAGCGAGAGAGAGUCGACCGCCGAGUUAUUGCGCCGAGUCCAAUGUCACGCCUAACAUCACUUUAGUAUCCUCGAAGAAGGAUGCGAAUCUUGUUAGGAUUGUCCAAACUGAAUCCGAACCGGUUAUUCUCAGUGGCGAUCAAACGCCACCGGUAGCCGCUGUCGAAGUACUGGCGCAUCUUUAGAUUAAGCGACAGAUUUAUUUACUGGCCAUUUCUUUCAAGGUUUAAAACGACGAUGUACCUAAAGUAGAUAGUGUUUUUAUGUAAAUUACUUUUUGACAUGAGAGAAAAUACGGAGACAAAGUUCAUAGACGCCAUGUAUGCCUUCACACCUCAAUUCUCAGAUCGAACGCAUCGUAUGUAGAUAUUCGUUUAUUAUAAUUCGCAGCUGUGUACAGUUGGGUAGACAAUGAAUAUAAGUCUACAUGUAAUACGAAGAAAUUCUAUGAUUAUUAGUUGAGAAUAAUUGUAUUUUAUAUUUAUUUUAAUAUAUGUGUAUAUACAUAUAUAUAUAUAUAUAUAUAUAUAUAUAUAUAUAUAUAUAUAUAUAAAUUUAUUUGUAACACUUCUUAUAUCCAAUGCUUUGUAAACAAAUGUUAAGUAUUGGAAUAUUACAUUUUAAUACUUUCAAAGAGACAAACAAAAAUAUGUAAUCGAAAUUUCUUGUCCACACAAUUAUAUUUUUGAUCAUUUG